Messenger RNA from Morone saxatilis (striped sea-bass), 2192 nucleotides. It is a transcript of the gene slc6a14, whose product is annotated as solute carrier family 6 member 14. The coding region runs from base 1 to 1902 and encodes 633 amino acids. Lineage: Eukaryota; Metazoa; Chordata; Actinopteri; Moronidae. Gene Ontology annotation, molecular function: L-proline transmembrane transporter activity. Gene Ontology annotation, biological process: sodium ion transmembrane transport. The transcript has 15 exons. The record is from RefSeq and is a predicted model, not a curated record. Gene Ontology annotation, cellular component: membrane.
AUGAGGGAAUACGGCUGGAACACUUUUAAGGAUUUAAUUUUCAGAAAUCCUGCUGUUGUCGACCAGGACCCACAUGUGGAUGAUGGUGAUGAGAAUACUGAACGUGGUAACUGGGCCAGCAAGAAGGAAUACAUCCUCUCUACAAUCGGCUAUGCUGUUGGACUGGGAAAUAUCUGGAGAUUUCCAUAUUUGGCCUACAAGAAUGGAGGGGGAGCCUUUCUUAUCCCCUACUUUGUGAUGUUGGUGGUGACUGGAAUUCCUCUUUUCUUCCUGGAAAGUGCCUUUGGCCAGUUUUGCAGCCAAGGUCCAAUUAACAUAUGGAGAGCAGUGCCAAUCCUACAGGGUGUUGGAAUUGCCAUGGUUAUAGUGACUCUGAUAGUAUCCGUUUAUUAUAACGUCAUCAUCGCCUACAGCCUGUACUACAUGUUCGCCUCCUUCCAGUCUCCCCUGCCAUGGUCCAGCUGCCUCAGUUGGGCAGACGGUAACUGCAGUAGCGUGCCUACAGUGUAUUGUAAUGUAAGUGGUGUUGUAGUGGCCAACUGGACUCAGGGAAACAGCUCUUGUCCUUCCUCCAACAUGAUCACAGUUCCAGUCCAGAGCCCGAGUGAGCAGUACUGGGAUCGCAUGGCUCUGCAGAGAUCCAGUGGUCUAGAUGAAACAGGACCAGUAGUUUGGCACUUGGCCCUCUGUCUGCUGCUAAGCACCAUGCUCGUUGCUGCAGCGCUCAGCAAAGGCAUCAAGUCAUCAGGGAAAGUUGUGUAUUUCACAGCUACAUUUCCAUAUGUGGUGAUUCUGAUCCUGCUGAUCAGAGGUGUGACACUAGAGGGAGCUAGAGAUGGGAUAGAGUUCUACAUUGGUGCCCAAUCCAAUUUGACUAAACUGACAGAAGCACAGGUGUGGAAAGAUGCAGCAACUCAAACUUUCUACUCUCUCUCGAUUGGCUGGGGUGGAGUCAUGACUCUUGCUUCCUACAACAACUUCCACAACAAUGUAUUCAAGGACUCAUUUGUCGUAACACUUACUAAUGCUGGCACCAGUGUAUUGGCAGGUUUUGCCAUAUUUUCCAUCUUGGGUCACAUGGCUCACAUCUACAAAAUGCCUGUGGGAGAAGUGGUGAAGGAAGGAUUUGGCCUGGCAUUCAUUGCAUAUCCAGAUGCUCUCUCCAAGCUUCCGAUUUCCCCUCUUUGGUCCAUUUUGUUCUUCUUCAUGCUUCUCACUGUUGGUCUGGACUCUCAGUUUGCAGGCAUAGAGGUGAUCACAACCUGCCUGCUUGAUGCCUUCCCUAAAGUCUUCAAACCCAAACGUGCUUUACUGACUUUAACGACAUGUUCAGUCCUCUACUUCCUGGGCCUGCCAUGUGUCACAAGGGCAGGAAUAUACUGGGUGACUCUAAUCGACCAGUUUGUUGCCAGUUGGGUGCUGCUAUUUUUGGCUCUCUUCGAGAUCAUUGGUGUCUGCUACAUAUAUGGAGGGAACCGUUUUAUUAAAGACAUUGAGAUGAUGCUUGGAAAUAAGAGUUUCACUUUCUGGCUGUGGUGGAGAGCAUGUUGGUUCUUCCUCACCCCGUGUAUCAUAGUGGUGAUCUUGGUGUGGUCUCUGAUGACCUUUAAACCACCUUCCUAUGGAACAGUCCAGUUCCCGGUAUGGGGCUUGGCUCUGGGCUGGUGCAUGGUUGCAUUCAUCCUCCUCUGGAUCCCUAUCGUCGCUCUGUAUAAGCUGAUGAGAGCAGAGGGAAGCGUCUGGAAGCGUGUGAAGUCAUUAUGUGCUCCAGCUAAAGAAUGGCAUCCCUACCUGGACAUCCAUCGAGGAGAGCGCUACUCAGAAGAACGCUGCAGCCACAGGAUGACAUCCCGGACCCAACUAGAUGUAAAUGUUAAUGUAAUCUCUAGCUCAUGGCUCUGAUGUGUGAUUUUGUUUGUUUACGUUCUCUUCCCUUUUGUGAAGCAGUGUAACACCUUGUUGCAUUGAGCGAUUUUUGACCUGCAGGAGACAGAGACUGACUCAAAUACAAACUCACAGCAGAUUAUCAAUAUUAAAUUUAAAUAUUUGCCAAAUAUUUCAGCAGAAAUGGGCAUCCAGUUGCAAGUUUUUCCUGUUUAAGUGUCCCACCGGCCAGCACCAAGUGCACCAUUCAGCUGUGCUUUGGUAACUACCUACAGGGGAAACUAUCUGGCUCUCUUUGACUCUCUACA